AAAGCAAGAAAGGACACAAAAGUUUUCAGAUAACAGUUUUUGGACAUGGCACAAGUUGAUGUAAAUUUUGAUCUCAAGAAACACUAUUAUGAUUCUAUAUUCGGUACAGAAAGUGAUGUUAUCGAAGAGGUAUUUGGUGCUAGUGACGACGAUAUGGAAGACAGCAUGGUAGAAGAAUCCAAAAUCCAGAAACAAGAAAAAGCUUAUGAUAACUUUUCGGAAUCAAGACUUGAAGCUGCUGCAAAGAAGCUGCGUGACCAGUAUAAAAGCCUGGAGAAUGCCAAAAGGCAAAGAAAAAUUCAAGUCCUGGAAAAUACUCCAAUGUUUUUCCGCUUACAAAAACCGAAGAAAAUCAUCUCAAGAAGACAUCCAAAAUUGGAAACGAGGCUUCGCCGACUAAAAAUCUAAUAAAAGA
This is a messenger RNA of Papaver somniferum (opium poppy), 415 nucleotides long. RefSeq lists its product as uncharacterized. The record is from RefSeq and is a predicted model, not a curated record. The transcript is spliced from 3 exons. Lineage: Eukaryota; Viridiplantae; Streptophyta; Magnoliopsida; Ranunculales; Papaveraceae. Bases 46 to 408 code for a protein of 120 amino acids.